GUUACAGAUGCACCGUCCCAGGGAGGUCAGCUCUCAGAACAGGAGCCCGAGUCACCCAAGGCAGAGAAUGACAGUGUCUUUCUUAUCAGGGCCCAAGGAUUCCCCUUCUCCUGCACCGAGGAAGAUGUGCUUACCUUUUUUGAUAGCUGUAGAAUUCGGAACGGUGAGAACGGCAUACACUUCCUCUUAAACAGGGAUGGGAGACGCAGGGGGGAUGCCUUGAUCGAGCUGGAGUCGAGAGCAGAUGUCCAGAGAGCAUUGGAAAAGCACCUGAGGUACAUGGGCCCACGCUACGUGAAGGUUUUUGAAGUACACGAUAGUGAUGUAGAGGGCUUGCUACAGAACCUGCGGAAUGAGUCACAAGCCAUAAGGGAUGGAGUUGUGCUACUCAGAGGCCUUCCGUUCAGCUCCACUGAGGAUGAUAUCGCACACUUUUUCUCAGGUUUGGAAAUAUCUGACAUAGCUUUUGUUUACCGGGGAGACAGAAGAACAGGAGAAGCGUUUGUGCAGUUUGCAGCUCCUGAUAUGGCAGCUAAAGCCCUGUUACGACACAAGGAAUAUAUUGGAAGUAGAUACAUCGAGGUGUACCUCAGUAGAAAGCACCACAUGCAAAGGCACGUGCCUUACCACAGGCAGCCGGUGACCCACCCCAGAGGGAGAACAGAACACGGACCUGCUGCUGAAGAAAGGGGAGCGAACGACAGGGGAGGCUCCGAUGCUGAAAGAGGAAACAAAUCGUGCAGGGAAGGAACGGAAAGCUCCGGGAUCAUUUUAGAAUCUGAGAGCAUCUCAUCACCGCUGCACUUUGUCCACAUGAGGGGAUUUCCCUCCCAAGCCAGUGCCCAAGACAUAAUAAAUUUUUUUGCUCCACUGAAGCCCACCAGGAUCCUGGUAGAAUACAACUCCCAUGGAGAUGCCACAGGAGAAGCAGACGUGCAUUUCGAGAGCCACGAGGACGCGGUCGCUGCAAUGGCUAAGGAGGGGUCACAGCUGCGUAAGUCGGGGGGGCCAAAGCGGACACAUUCCGUUGAGCGUGAGCCUAAAGAUCAAGCGUCGCUGGUCAGUAACAAGGAUAAACUGUAUAAAAUUCAGUGUAGCGUUGUGUAA
Molecule: messenger RNA, 1107 nt
Organism: Pterocles gutturalis (yellow-throated sandgrouse)
Lineage: Eukaryota; Metazoa; Chordata; Aves; Pterocliformes; Pteroclidae
Gene: GRSF1
Product: G-rich RNA sequence binding factor 1
Exons: 8
Biological process (GO): regulation of RNA splicing
Cellular component (GO): ribonucleoprotein complex; nucleoplasm
Molecular function (GO): RNA binding
Source: RefSeq, a predicted model, not a curated record